UUUUGUGCUUUUUUUUUUUUUUACUCCAUUCCAAAAUUUCCAAUCUGAUAAAAAAUACCCAUAAUCACAAGCAAGAUCCUUUUUCAAAACCCAUCAAUUUGUUCUACAAAAUUAAAAUCGUGGGUAUCGAAAGUUGCCAUUGAAGAUGUCGUUACAAAGAAUUUUACGAGAAAAAUGUAUGCAGAAAUGCAGAAAUCAUUAUUCUCUCUCCUCUGGAUUUACCACUCUUUCUUCUUCAUCAUCAUCAACAUCUUUGGAACCUCCGAAACUCCCUGAAUUUGAUUAUCAGCCUAAACCUUAUAAAGGGCAAUUAGCUGAUGAUGUUUUGCAGAAGCGCAAAAAAUUUCUGGGUCCUUCACUUUUUCACUACUAUCAAAAGCCACUUAAUAUUGUGGAGGGAAAGAUGCAAUAUUUGUUUGAUGAUACGGGUAGACGCUAUCUUGAUGCAUUUGCUGGAAUUGUUACUGUGUCUUGUGGACAUUGCCACCCUGAUGUUUUGGAUGCUGUGAUAGAGCAAAGUAAACUUCUUCAGCAUGCAACGACCAUAUACUUGCAUCAUGCCAUAGCUGAUUUUGCAGAGGCGUUGGCGUCGAAAAUGCCUGGGAAUCUAAAGGUUGUUUAUUUUGUCAAUUCUGGGACAGAAGCAAAUGAAUUGGCCAUGCUGAUGGCAAAGCUUUAUACUGGUAAUCAUGGUAUAAUUUCAUUGAGAAAUGCAUACCAUGGUGGAAGUGGUGGUGCACUUGGAUUGACAGCUUUAAAUACAUGGAAAUACUCAUUACCACAGGGUGACAUUCAUCACGUGAUAAAUCCAGAUCCCUACCGUGGCAUUUUUGGUUCAGAUGCAUAUUCUUAUGCUAGGGAUGUUCAAGAUCACAUCGAUUUUGGCACAUCUGGGAAAAUAGCUGGAUUCUUUGCUGAAACAAUUCAGGGUGUCGGAGGAGCAGUUGAAUUAGCUCCUGGAUAUUUGAAACAAGUGUAUGACAUGGUACGUAAAGCUGGAGGAGUGUGCAUUGCUGAUGAAGUUCAAACUGGAUUUGGUCGCACAGGGAGCAAUUAUUGGGGAUUUGAGACACAAGGCGUCAUUCCUGAUAUAGUGACAAUGGCAAAGGGAAUCGGUAAUGGCCUACCUCUAGGAGCGGUGGUGACCACGCCUGAGAUUGCUAGUGUAAUGGCUCAGAAAAUUCAAUUCAACACUUUUGGGGGAAACCCUGUGUGCUCUGCAGGUGGACUUGCAGUCCUGAGGGUAAUUGAUAAGGAGAAGCGUCAACAACACUGUGCUGAAGUUGGUUCGCACUUGAUUGAUCGUUUGAAGCUUCUGCAACAGAAGCAUGAUAUAAUUGGAGAUGUGAGGGGAAGAGGUUUGAUGCUGGGGAUUGAAUUGGUCACUGACCGUAAAGAGAAAACUCCUGCCAAGGCAGAAACUGGAGUGCUGUUUGAGAAACUUAGAGAGCUCGGCAUUCUUGUUGGCAAAGGUGGUCUGCAUGGAAAUGUUUUCCGAUUAAAGCCUCCAAUGUGCUUCAACAAAGAUGAUGCAGAUUUUCUUGUUGAUGCUUUGGACUAUUCCAUGUCAAAGUUGUAGAAGGCAGCUUGAUUUCGCUUCCAUGAAGCAGGAUCGAACAGUAAUCCGAUUUAUGUCCCACUGAUGGUAUACGUCAUAUUGGGAUUUUAGAUGCCAAUAUGCCGCAGCUGAAAGCUUAUAUCAUAUCCUUGAUCUUGUAGCUCUUUCAUGAAGCGGGAACCUAGAUGAGGCUCAUACUUGGAUGCAUCCUCUUGGGCUGUGCUUCAAAUCUGAAUAGGUGUCAAGUAGUCUUCAGCUUCAUGGAUUUUACUUUUAACAUAGCGGCAGAUGCAUCAUAUCAUAUGUAAUUAAUUGCUCGAAUUUGCUGUUCUCAUCACAUUCUAUCCGUGCUUUCAGUCAGACUAAGCUAAUUUGAUGUGAUUUAUCUGUCAAAAAAUUUUAUUCUCUUUUAUUUAAUAGUAGUUCAGUUUGUGUAUAUAA
This is a messenger RNA of Beta vulgaris subsp. vulgaris (sugar beet), 1999 nucleotides long. RefSeq names its product alanine--glyoxylate aminotransferase 2 homolog 1, mitochondrial. Bases 146 to 1579 code for a protein of 477 amino acids. Gene Ontology annotation, molecular function: L-alanine:glyoxylate transaminase activity; pyridoxal phosphate binding. The record is from RefSeq and is a predicted model, not a curated record. Gene Ontology annotation, biological process: glyoxylate catabolic process. The transcript has 8 exons. Gene Ontology annotation, cellular component: mitochondrion. NCBI's taxonomy places the organism in Eukaryota, Viridiplantae, Streptophyta, Magnoliopsida, Caryophyllales, Amaranthaceae.